UUUUUGCUGCCAAGUGCUGCUGCUUGUUAAGAGAGGAGAGUAGAGGAGCAGAGCAGGGCAGGGAAGGUGAUCAAUUUGUUAGUUAGGCUGUCAACUAGAUAAAUAAAUUAUAUAAUAUUUUCUUUGACAAUGUAAGGGCCGAGCCCAUUGUUAAAACUUAAAAGCCCUUGGCGCUUUAACAGCAGCGACUUGUGUCUGUCUUCUCUAGUAUUACGUUGUUUUAGGAAGCAGAAGAGAAGCAGGUCUUUCUCUCUAGUUUCUCCUAUACUGCGAAGUCUGCACCUCCCUGUUUCUCAAAAACCCCGACUUAAUUAGGAAAGAGCUUUUCUUUAUUUGUCUGGCUUCUGAAACAAAAACCCAGUACAAUAACGCAAAGGCAAGCUUUCUUUCCCUUAGUUCAGCUGCUUCUGGCUCAUACUACAGCCAUGCUAAUUCUAAUUCUUUCCUUUAUCAUUAGUUAAGCUAAUAAGAGUUUGUUUUAAGCUAAUAAUAACUAUAGGUGUAUUUUUUUUCUUCUGUUCUAAUUUUAAGAUGGAUGGGCUUGUCAAGUCAUGGUAUAAAUUUGUGUUUUGUAGGAUAGCUUGAUAUCAAGUUUUGUUUUGUUUUGCAUGGAAAUUUAAUGAAAUUUCGGCAAAAAAGAAGCUGUGGUUAUUCCAUGAGUUAAUUUUGUUGGGAAAAAUUGAGUGCAAGUCUACGCUCUUCAGUUUGCCUUAAUUCAUUAUCCGGUUUGGAGAUUACGUGAGGUUUAAAGAUCGAUUAACUUAAUUAAUGUGUUUGUGAAAUCCUGGAGGUUAUGAAAAGAACCCAUGGAUUUGAUUAUAUGUGACUGUGACGUGAUUUGGAGUUAAUAGUGUUUGGUAGCAGAACAAGUCUUCUUACUUAGUAGCAGCAGCUGUACAUAUUCCUAACUGGUACGCCCGGCAUUUCCUCGUUGUUUAAGGCUUAGUGCAGCCAAUGUGAUCUUUACGUACACCUUGUUCUAUGUGCCAGAAACUUGCUCUAUUUUUGGGUGUGACGAUAACUGUCAUGUGGGAGUGUCAUGCAUAAUAAAGACUGUUGAAAGGCAGAACAUAAUAAGAAAUACAGAAGCUCAAGAAAAGUGGAAUGAUGGAGGAGCAAGUAAGAGUACUAGAAGGGCUGUGGGGGGAUGUGAGGGAGCUAAGCCUAGGAAACAGAAUACAACGGCUAGACUUGGCUCCAACCCCACUCCAAUUCCUAAGAGACUAUGUAUCACCUAACAAACCUUGCAUCAUCUCCAAUGCCAUCUCCCACUGGCCUGCUCUCAGCCUCUGGCCUAACCUUUCUUACCUUUCUUCCUCCCUUUCUGAUUCCACUGUCUCCCUUCACCUCACCCCAGAUGGCCGCGCUGAUUCCCUUGUUCCCCUAGAAACCCCUAAAAAAGGAGAAACAUGCUUUGCCUCUGCUCACGUGGAGCAUGUUCCUUUCCCUUGCGCUCUAGAUCUUGUUCUGAAUUCUGAAAGAAAUAAUGUGGUGGGAUACUUGCAGCAGCAGAAUGACUGUUUUCAGGAGGAAUAUUCGGUGUUGGCUUCUGACUGUGAUGCGCACAUCCCGUGGGCUACUGAGGCACUGGGAGGCUGCCUUCCGGAGGCAGUGAAUCUGUGGAUCGGAAACCAUUCAUCUGAGACUUCAUUCCACAAGGACCAUUACGAGAAUCUGUAUGCUGUUGUUUCAGGGGAGAAGCAAUUCUUGCUACUUCCUCCUACGGACGUGCAUCGCAUGUACAUUCAAGAGUAUCCAGCUGCUCAAUAUUCUUAUACCAGUGGCUCUGGAGAGUUCAGAUUGGAGUUGGAGAAGCCGCAGAGAUAUGUGCCUUGGUGCAGCGUGAAUCCUUACCCGCCUCCAGAGACUAAGGAGAAUGAGAUGUCCAAAUUUCCUUUGUAUUUCAAUGGUCCGAAGCCCUUUCAUUGUACUGUCAAGGCUGGAGAGAUUCUCUACUUGCCAAGUAUGUGGUUUCAUCAUGUUCGACAGAGUCCAGAUGACAAUGGAUGCACCAUUGCCAUAAACUAUUGGUAUGAUAUGCAGUUCGACAUCAAGUAUGCUUAUUUCAAUUUCCUGCAAUCAAUUCAUCAUGGGUCGACGUUGAUGAAUUAUGAUGCAACCAAGUUCACCUUAAGUGAUGAAUUAUGUAUUGAUGCUAAUGAAUUGGAAGCAGAGGAAGCCAAUCAAGAAGAAGAUACUAAAGACGAAUGAGCUUUGAUUUUUUAAUGUGGUGGUUAAUCUGGUUAUCCAAUUCAUUUGUGAACUCUUCAAGCAGAAUAUGCAAAGAAAAUCACAACAGAAGACAUUUGCACCGUCUCUGUCACAUGUUAACAUGGUCACAAUUGAUUCAUGCAACUUUGAUUCUUGUUGGCUGCUGAUUA
Populus trichocarpa (black cottonwood) is the source of this 2381-nucleotide messenger RNA. Its product is annotated as lysine-specific demethylase JMJ32. The transcript has 5 exons. Lineage: Eukaryota; Viridiplantae; Streptophyta; Magnoliopsida; Malpighiales; Salicaceae. The coding region runs from base 1105 to 2211 and encodes 368 amino acids. Gene Ontology annotation, molecular function: 2-oxoglutarate-dependent dioxygenase activity. The record is from RefSeq and is a predicted model, not a curated record.